AUGCAAGGUCCAGCUGUUUUUAUGGAUAUAUCGCUUGAAGAUCAAGCACUAGAACUGAGAAAGUACUUUAAAAGCCUUGGUGCAGAAAUUUCAGAAGAAAAGUCUGCUAAGGGAAUUGAGGAUGAUUUACAUAAAAUUGUAGGUGUGUGUGAUGUUUGUUUUAAAGAAACUAAUGAAGCGGAUAUUGAGGCCAUAUUGAAUAGCAUUGUAUCAAUUAUGGUUUCAAUACCUUUGGAAAGAGGUGAAAAUCUUAUUGUGGCAUUUAGUCAAAGAUUAGCAAAGGCUCCUGGUCCGAAGCUUGGAUUAGUGGCUCUACAAUCGUUAUGGAGACUGUAUAACAAUUUAGAAUCAAACUCACCAUUGAGGUACCAUGUCUAUUAUCAUGUAAUAGAGCUAGCAGCACGUGUAGGCGCUGUCAAAGAUGUGUUUACGGGGGUGGAUCAACUAAGAAGGGAGUUUACUAGCUGUCCUCCUUCAAAUGAGCAGAUGCAAAAAUUGUACAGAUUAUUACAUCAAGUAUUAAAAGAUCAAAACAGUGAACUGGCUUCAAAAGUUAUGAUAGAACUGCUUGGUACAUAUACAGAUGAAAAUGCAUCUUAUGCCAGAGAGGAUGCCAUUAAAUGCAUAGUAACUGCACUUGCUGAUCCCAAUACAUUCUUAUUGGAUCCUUUGCUUUCAUUGAAGCCAGUGCGAUUCCUUGAAGGCGAGCUUAUCCAUGAUCUGCUCACAAUAUUUGUGUCUGAAAAACUUUCUAGCUAUCAGACUUUCUAUCAGAACCAUAAGGAGUUUGUGCAGUCUCAAGGUCUUAACCAUGAGCAAAAUAUAAAGAAAAUGAGAAUACUAUCCUUUAUGCAGAUGGCUGAAUCAAAUCCAGAAAUUACUUUUGAUGAAAUGAUCUCUGAGUUACAGAUCGAAGAGAAAAAUGUAGAGGCGUUUAUCAUUGAAGUGCUGAAGACGCGGCUGGUGCGCGCUCGGAUGGACCAGGCUCAACGCACGGUGCGCGUCACCAGCACGAUGCACAGGACGUUCGGGCGGGCGCAGUGGCAGCAGCUGCGCAGCGUGCUGCUCGCGUGGCGCGCCAACGUGCACCAGGCGCACGAGUCCAUGAAGUCCGUGGCGGCCGCACAGCUGGAGUACACCGCGCAACAGCAAAAGGCC
This is a messenger RNA of Iphiclides podalirius (scarce swallowtail), 1158 nucleotides long. Lineage: Eukaryota; Metazoa; Arthropoda; Insecta; Lepidoptera; Papilionidae. The record is from the annotation of a GenBank genome assembly.